Gekko japonicus is the source of this 833-nucleotide messenger RNA. RefSeq names its product acid-sensing ion channel 2. The annotation marks the transcript as partial. Gene Ontology annotation, cellular component: membrane. The transcript has 8 exons. Gene Ontology annotation, molecular function: ligand-gated sodium channel activity. Gene Ontology annotation, biological process: sodium ion transmembrane transport. NCBI's taxonomy places the organism in Eukaryota, Metazoa, Chordata, Lepidosauria, Squamata, Gekkonidae. The record is from RefSeq and is a predicted model, not a curated record.
ACGAAACGACAUUUGAAGCAGGAGUCAAAGUCCAGAUCCACAGUCAGUCUGAGCCGCCGUUCGUCCAGGAGUUGGGAUUCGGCGUGGCACCCGGGUUCCAGACUUUUGUGGCUACGCAAGAGCAAAGGCUGACGUACCUUCCGCCUCCGUGGGGUGAGUGCCGCUCCUCCGACUACGGCCUGGACUUCUUUCCCAUCUACAGCAUCACCGCCUGCAGGAUUGACUGCGAGACCCGCUACGUGGUAGAAAACUGCAAUUGCCGGAUGGUUCACAUGCCUGGGGAUGCUCCAUUCUGCACGCCAGAGCAGUAUAAAGAAUGUGCAGAGCCUGCCCUAGGCCUUCUUGGUGAAAAGGACAGCAGUUAUUGUGUGUGCCAAACACCCUGCAAUGUGACCCGCUACAACAAGGAGCUCUCCAUGGUCAAGAUCCCCAGCAAGACGUCAGCCAAGUACCUCGAGAAGAAGUUCAACAAGUCAGAAAAAUACAUCUCGGAGAAUAUCCUUGUGUUGGACAUAUUCUUCGAAGCCCUCAACUACGAGACCAUUGAGCAGAAGAAAGCAUACGAGGUGGCAGCUUUACUCGGUGAUAUCGGAGGUCAGAUGGGCCUUUUUAUUGGUGCUAGCAUCCUCACCAUUCUGGAAAUAUUUGACUAUAUCUAUGAGUUGAUCAAGGAGAAAUUGUUAGACCUUCUUGGCCAGGAGGAGGAGGAAGGAAGCCAUGAUGAGAACGUGAGCACGUGCGAUCCUUUGCCAAACCACUCGGACCCCAUCAGCCACACUGUGACAGUCCCCCUGCAGACGACACUUGGCACGUUAGGGAGGGUUGCGUGCUGA